Trichoderma atroviride IMI 206040 is the source of this 1956-nucleotide messenger RNA. The record is from RefSeq and is a predicted model, not a curated record. NCBI's taxonomy places the organism in Eukaryota, Fungi, Ascomycota, Sordariomycetes, Hypocreales, Hypocreaceae.
AUGGGCCUCUCAGACGGUUGGCAAUCGGUGAUCCGCCUCGACGAACGAUCGUACCAGUGGUCUCAGGAUCCUGUUGCUCGUCUAAGCGCUGAUUUUCGUCAAUUCUGCUCCGAAAUUUCAGCGAGUCCGUGUCUCGUCUUCCGCGCUGACGAUUGCCCUGACUUUGCCGACUCCAGCCUCUGUGAGCUCUUCUCACAUUGGCUAACAAUUGACGAUGUCACUUCCGUGUCUUUCUGCAGGACCGUCUUCCUGCUAGAUCCGUCUCUCGAAUCUGGAACGGUCGAAAACAUGUCCAAAGAUUCCUUUCCCGGUCUCAGAGAUCUAGGCACGAUAAACGUCAUCCGAAUGGCCACCAAUGGCUUACAGGGACUGCGCUCAGGGCCAUACUUUUAUCAAGAAGCCAGCUUCCAUCACGUGUAUCGAGUGUUUCCCGAUUCUCAAUCUGCCUUCUUCUCGGCCAUCACGCAGAACCCUAUAAGCGGUCAAUUUAUAGAGCAUCGCCCAACCGACCAUGUGGCCGUGCCGUCUCGCCUAUACUCUCCACCGCAGACCCCCAAACUCCCCUUGUCUGGCCUUCGAUUUGCGUCAAAAGAUGUAUUUGAUGUUGCCGGACUCAAGACUAGCGCGGGCUCCAGGUCUUUCUUCGAGCUGUCUGAUCCCAAACCCAAAUCGGCAUUCAUCGUCCAGAAGCUCACUGCUUUGGGCGCAGUCCUGGUUGGCAAGGCCAAAAAUACACAGUUCGCCAACGGUGAAGAUCCACAGGAAUGGAUCGACUACCGCUGCCCUUGGAACCCGCGUGGUGACGGCUAUCAAAACCCCGAUACGAGCAGUAGCGGGAGCGCGACGGCGGUUUCCUCAUAUCCAUGGCUAGACUUUGCCAUUGGAUCCGACACUUGUGGCAGCAUCGCGUGCCCGGCGGCUGCACAGGGUAUCUUUGGCUUAAGGUUAUCUACUGGCGCGCUCCCUCAUGAAGGAGUCUUCACCAUCAGCAAAUAUUUAGAUACGUCAGGCAUCUUCACUCGAAGCAUCGAUAUUCUGCAUCUCGUCACCUCCAAGCUACUUGAGGGCACAUCUGAACCUGGAAGAAGCCUUCCUCUAUCCGAAACAAUUCCUUCACGGAUAGUAUACCCCGAAUCGUCAUUUCCGCACGACAAUGACGAAACCAUUGAUUCCGUUGAUCGAUUUAUCAAGGCUCUCGAGAGCUUCUGCGGCACAGAGCGAACGACAUUGGAUAUAGAUGAGAAAUGGAUAAAGAUGGAUCCCCACGGCCAUAAGCUAUCGAUCUAUAGCGAAUUAAAGACGACCACAGCUCAUCUACACCUGGCUGGAUUUUACGACGCCAUCGCACCCUUUCAGGAAGCAUACCGAAGCACAUACCAGAAGAACCCUUACCUGGAUAGAGUCAAUAUCGAAAAACUGAAACUUGCCCGGUUGGUCACGAUAGAGGAUCGCGAAAAAAUGGUACAACAAAAAGCAUUCUUUGCCAACUUCGCCCGCAAGCAGAUUCUACAGGGUGGUGACGGUAGCGGCGCCACUGGCUCCCUUGGAGGAAUCAUGGUCUGGCCUUUUAACCCCCAGGAGCCACAAUAUCGCGACAAUUACCCAUCUCUUACGCCCCAUGUAAAUUGGCGCUGGGAUGUGGACUACACUGCCCCUCUUGCCGGGUUGCCCCAAGUCAUUGUGCCUAUUGGCCAAUUCCAGUAUGAUUCUCGCAUCACAGGAGAGCCGGAUUUUCUCCCGAUCGCUGCCUCAAUCGUGGGACCUCCAGGGAGCGAUAUUGCAUUGCUAGACUUUAUUUCAAAGUUUCUCCAAAGGACACGAGGCCUGUUAUCCGUGAAGCCUGGGCGCUAUAUUGUGUAGGUAUCGAUAGAAUGGAAGUGAGUAGUCAUGCUUCAUGAACAAGAGUGCCCAAUUAGAUACAAUGAAGUACGUACUUUAACAAGGAAGACGGAAAAU